UAUGCUGCUGAGCUGUUCCUUGGAGAUGGGUCUGAACUCGCACGCUGCCUAUCUUUCUGUCCCAUGGACCAGCUACCUGUUUCUCCUGACAGCUGAAUACUCCAGGGUGAACCCUACAAUUAUUCUCACAGGACCACAAGGGUCCUUGAUAUCAGCCCAGAUGAGCUCCAAAACCAUUCAGGUCCCUGAGAAUGAGGGCGUUGAAAUACCUUGUGAUGCAUACGUCUCACAAACCGGACCACCCAGAGUGGAGUGGAAGUUUGAAAAGGGUUCUUCAACUGUGCUGUUCUAUUAUGAUGCCAAAUUUACAGACCCCUACAAAGACCGUUGUCAGUACACACCCACGGGGAUUCGUUUCAUUUCGGUGACUCGGAAGGACACAGGGAAGUACAUCUGCGAGGUCCUCGUGGGCUCUGGUCAGCUAAGCAAGUCAGAAAUUGACCUCAUCGUCCAAGUGCCUCCCUCCACACCUGUUGCCAAGGUGCCCACCGCCGUGACCAUCGGCAACAAAGCUGUGCUGACAUGCAUGGAAACAGAUGGCUCUCCACCCCCUACCUUCGAGUGGUACAGGAACAACAUCCUGAUGCCUUCCAAUCCCAAGUUGAGUCCAAACUUCAAGAACUCCUCCUACACGAUUGACCCCAAGACAGGAGUGCUGACGAUUGAGCCUGUCACCAGCUUCGACACUGGCGAUUAUUAUUGUGAGGCUAAGAACGGCAUCGGGGCGGCUCAGAAAUCGGAAGCCAUCCAUCUGGAAGCCACUGAAGUCAACGUGGGCGGCAUUGUGGCGGCUGUGGUCGUGCUGGUGAUUGUGCUGGCGCUGAUCGCCUUCGGCGUCUGGUUCGCCUACAGCCGUGGCUAUUUCAACAAGAGAAGAGGUGGCACCAACAAGCCGGUUAUCUACAGCCAGCCCUCCAACCGGAGCGACGGCGAAUUCAAACAGACCUCGUCCUUCCUCGUGUGACAUUAACCCUGGAUUGGUUCCACCCUCUCCUGCCAACGCCCUGCCCUUUGCCCCAUGAACUGCUGUAAAUGUUCUGUGUGAAUUACUGUAACUCACUGCAAUUUUAACUAUUUUUUUAAAGUUACACCUAGUGCCUUUUUAGUCCCGUUCUAGACUCUCCCUGUUCUGUAGAGCCGUGGGGCUGGACUCUUGCCUGCUGUGCUGCAGGUGACUUUGCAUAAACCGAUCUUAUUUUCCUAAGAGCGACAGACCCGCCUUGCAGCCUGGUUUCGCCAGGAGGGUGAAAUGCAGCCCAUGCAGUGGGUCACCUUAAAGCCUUUGCAGCACUGUCGAGGCGCCUAAGCCUGGGGAUGGGCUCUAUGCGGCCAGAAGUGGCAGCCCAAAGGAGCCUGGGUUAUGCUAAAGCACUGAACCGAAGAAGUUCUGUGGCUGUAGAAAUGUUGUGGUCCCACCCCCCAAUAACCACUGUACUAGUGUCGGGAGUGUCAUCUUCAUGGUGCCCCAGAGCAGGAAGUGAAUGUUGAGAAGGGCUUAGGCCAGGGGUGGGGAACCUACGGCCUAGGAAUUGGGUGUGGCCCCCCAGCUUGCCUGGGUCUGGCCCCCGAACCUCAGGGGCUGGAGCACACACAAUCUACUAGCCAGAACAACCCCCUAGCCCCCCAAGUCGCUGGUGUCUGCAGGGAAUGUGGAGAAUGUCUUUUUCUUCAGUUGGGGGCUGCCUCACUUUACUCCCCGACUUGCUUCUCACUUGUGUGUGGUCCCCGACUGAUUUUUUUCUGUGGAUCAGCGGCCCCCCGACCCGAAAAAGUUCCUCACCCUGGCUUAGGGACAUUGCGAUGAGGGGCCAGGGGCCAUGCUCAUCUCUCCCUGGGCUUCUGGUUUGGUUGUGAGGCACCAGAGAGAAAAUCCAGUCCAGGAGCAAGGAGGCGCUUCUUCCCCGUGAUACCAGGCUCCACUUGAACUCCAUUUCUGCACGCUGAGGGGGAGGGCCAGGAGAGCCGUCCAGUGCGGUUGGACCAAACCUCAGUUGAAACCAGGUCUGCUGGGGUGGCGCGGAGAUGGAGUUCACACCCGGCCUUGGGCCGUCUCCCAAAGGGGGGGCAGGCUCCUGCUGUUCAGUGUUAUGGGUUGGAUUUAUCUGCCUCGAGGGGGAAGCUCAGGGCCCUCCCUCAAGGCAGGAACGCUCAGCGGCGCGGGGUUGUGUUGCCUUGUGCUGCUCUCUCCUCCCCUCCCGCCCCCAUGCUCCCGAACUCUGGCUGGUGGCUGCUCACGCUUGGGAAGGAAGCUGCCAUCCGCAUUGACAUUGUUACUGAUUCUUGGGCAACACUUUGCAUGGAAGAGGCUCUAAGGGACCAAUGGCUGUUCAGCCACUGCCUGGGUUAGGGCGGGGCUGCAUGUCGGGGCCUUGCUAGUCCCAUUCACCUUAAGCCCCUGUUACGCUGCUGUGUGGUGUGAAGGGCCUUAGUGCAAAGGCGACUGACUUGUAGGGCUGCAGCCAGCAGGUGUGUGGCUAGACCCCUGAGCACUCAGCCUUUACAAUGCCUCCCCUAAGCACUGCCCUGGCCAGCACCCAUGUCAGGGGGACCAAACGUCCUGAGAAUAUUAGGAUUUGUCCCGGUAUUAGGGAUUUUGUCUUCUAUAUGCAGCUUCCUGCCCCGCCCCACAAGCUGUCCUGAUUAUUCCACUCCCUGGUCACCCCAACCUCGGAAUGAAUGGCAGAGCGCCCCCCGUCGGGACUCCUUGAGAAAUGCCUGUAGGGAGUGAGCCUGGUGCGGUGGAUCCGGAGCUGCCGCCUGCAGGGAGCAGGAAAGGGGCCGCUGCCAGGCUGUGGCCGACGGUGCCUCGUCCAUGGACUCUGUGGUGGUUUCUCACGGGGCUGCAGAGACCGGAUCCAUUUGCAGGACUAACGGAGGCUGGAAUCCAACCCUGCUGUUUGUUGGGUCACAGUGCGCAGCAGCCACCCUGGCGAGUGCCCUGCAGCAGGCUGCCCUGCGAGCAGAGGUGGGAGGGCCACCUCUCCAACAUCUGGACAGAUGUAACUGUGACAGCUGCUUUUUAUGACAGCUCAGCAAGAGAAACCUCACCAGCCCUUGACUGUAAAGCCGGAGACACUGUCAUAGUCACUUUUGAAACUGCUUUAACACUGGUGUAAUUUUAUCUAUUUGGACCUGGAAAUAAACCCUUUGGUUGAG
Molecule: messenger RNA, 3156 nt
Organism: Pelodiscus sinensis (Chinese soft-shelled turtle)
Lineage: Eukaryota; Metazoa; Chordata; Testudines; Trionychidae
Gene: F11R
Product: F11 receptor
Biological process (GO): establishment of endothelial intestinal barrier; intestinal absorption; cell adhesion
Cellular component (GO): bicellular tight junction
Source: RefSeq, a predicted model, not a curated record